Arachis duranensis is the source of this 1597-nucleotide messenger RNA. RefSeq names its product pheophytinase, chloroplastic. The record is from RefSeq and is a predicted model, not a curated record. Bases 126 to 1307 code for a protein of 393 amino acids. Lineage: Eukaryota; Viridiplantae; Streptophyta; Magnoliopsida; Fabales; Fabaceae. The transcript has 9 exons. Gene Ontology annotation, molecular function: catalytic activity.
ACACUACGCAGUACGUGGUGCGUGGUUGAGCACACAUACACACGACCAGUGAGGGCACUAGAGAACUAAAACACAAGCCAUGAAUUAGAACUUGAAUCUCUUCUGUUACUAAUACUACUAACACCAUGGCAUUGCUAUCUUCCUUCACCACCGUCACUCUCCCACGCACCCAAACACCACUGUUUUACCGGAAAUACCCUUCUCCCAAACUCAAACUCCCUCAUCUCUUUCAAUCAAAUAGGAUCGUUGCAUUUUCUGCCCCUAAAUUGAAUGACCAAAUUGCUUCCAAGUCAACCAACCAAAUUCCAGAUCUCCAGCAUGAGCCUCAAACCCGCACGUGGAACUGGAGGGGUUACUCUAUCCGGUAUCAGUGUGCUGGGAACGAUGGCCCUGCACUGGUUUUAGUGCACGGUUUUGGAGCAAACAGGGGAGCCUCGGAGCAGCGGAUGAGUUGUCUCCACGUGACCUCAAGGUCACGGGUUCAAGCCGUGGAAACAGCCACUGAUAUAAUUAUCAGUAACCAUUGGAGGAAGAAUAUACCAGUUCUUGCAAAAUCCCACCGGGUAUACGCUAUAGAUCUUAUUGGAUAUGGAUAUUCAGACAAGCCGAAUCCUCGCCAAAUUGGAGAUGAUUCAUUUUACACUUUUGACACAUGGGCUGCCCAGUUAAAUGAUUUUUGUCUUGAUGUCGUUAAAGAUAAAGCAUUCUUUGUAUGCAAUUCUAUUGGAGGAGUUGUUGGUCUUCAGGCAGCUGUAGUUGCACCACAGAUGUGCAGGGGCAUUAUUGUUCUCAAUGUAUCACUGCGUAUGCUUCAUAUAAAAAAGCAGCCAUGGUAUGCAAAACCUUUCAUCAGAUCAUUCCAGAGAUUGCUCAGGGAUACAGCUGUAGGAAAAUUCUUCUUUAAAGCUGUCGCAACAAAAGAAUCUGUAAGGAACAUUCUUUGUCAGUGCUAUCAUGACACCUCCAUGGUGACUGACGAGCUAGUGGAGAUCAUACUCAAUCCAGGAUUGGAACCUGGAGCCGCGGAGGUCUUUCUCGAGUUCAUUUGUUACUCAGGUGGCCCUCUUCCUGAAGAGCUACUACCCCAAGUAACGUGCCCGGUAUUGAUAGCAUGGGGUGACAAGGAUCCUUGGGAACCAAUUGAGCUUGGAAGAAACUACGGAAAUUUUGAUUCUGUAGAAGACUUUGUUGUCCUCCCAAAUGUUGGACAUUGCCCCCAGGAUGAAGCCCCUCAUCUUGUGAAUCCACUUGUUGAGUCAUUUGUGGCGUGCCAUGCUAAAUCUUACGUUGAGCAGCCCAGCAGUUAGUUAAAUCAGGUUGUUGAUGCCGUUUGUUUUCAUGGGAAUUGUGUUCAUUUUCAUCCAUCUGAUUCCAUUAAGAUCAUAUUUGAUUUAUUGUUAAAUAAGUAUGAUGUCCUUGUAUAUAUGGUAUUCAGUAUUUGAAUAUUACAAGUUGUUCAUAAAUGAGAAAAAUUAUACCACGUAAAUGCAAUCCAUGGUGGUAAUUGUCAGCAGAGCAUGCUGUGUUUGCAUGUAAUUAUAUCUCAAUUGACAAAAUCCAUUCAUCUUUGUAUUGUAAUAAUAAACUUAUUAAGAUU